This is a messenger RNA of Sinocyclocheilus rhinocerous, 4402 nucleotides long. RefSeq names its product attractin-like. Bases 30 to 1982 code for a protein of 650 amino acids. Gene Ontology annotation, cellular component: Golgi apparatus. The record is from RefSeq and is a predicted model, not a curated record. NCBI's taxonomy places the organism in Eukaryota, Metazoa, Chordata, Actinopteri, Cypriniformes, Cyprinidae. The transcript is spliced from 17 exons.
AGAAGAAAGUCCAGUUCGUCCUCAAAGAGAUGCACAACAGAUCAUUGCAAUCAAAAGCAGUCAUCACUCCGUGGGUGGGUCUGAGGAAGAUCAAUGUCUCCUACUGGUGCUGGGAGGACAUGUCCCCCUUCACCAAUUCCACGCUACAGUGGUUGCCAGGCGAGCCCAGCGACGCUGGUUUUUGUGGGUACCUGGCUGAGCCCACUUUUAAUGGCCUGAAGGCGGCAACCUGCGUCGACUCUGUUAAUGGGAGUCUGUGUGAACGACCAACGAACCACAGUGUGAAGCAGUGUCGGACGCCCUGUGCCCUGCGCUCUUCCUGUAGUGAGUGCACCAGUGGGAGCUCAGAGUGCAUGUGGUGCAGUAACAUGAGGCAGUGCGUGGACUCUAAUGCUUAUGUAGCGUCCUUCCCCUACGGCCAGUGCAUGGAGUGGUACACCAUGAACAGCUGCCCACCGGAGAACUGUUCUGGCUACAAGACCUGUGGUCACUGUUUGGACCAGCCUGGGUGUGGGUGGUGCACUGAUCCCAGCAAUACAGGACGGGGCCAGUGUAUAGAGGGCUCUUACCGCGGUCCAAUCCAAACACUGUUCCACGCCCCUUCCUCUUCAGGCCCCUCCCUCUUUGCCGCCCCUCAGCCAAUGCUGAAUGUGAGCUUGUGCCCACUAGAGGGCAGCUACAACUGGUCCUUCAUCCAGUGCCCAGCGUGCCAGUGUAAUGGACACAGCUCUUGUAUCAAUGAGAGCGUGUGUGAGAGAUGCGAGGACCUCACCACAGGCAAACAGUGCGAGAGCUGUAUCUCCGGUUACUAUGGCGAUCCCACAAACGGGGGCAGCUGUCAACCUUGUAAGUGCAACGGCCAUGCCAGCAUGUGUAACUCUAACAAUGGCAAAUGCUUCUGUACCACCAAAGGCAUCAAAGGAGACCGCUGCCAUUUGUGUGAGGUAGAGAACCGUUACCAGGGCAACCCUCUGAAGGGAACGUGUUAUUACACUCUGCUGAUAGAUUACCAGUUUACCUUCAGUUUGUCUCAGGAGGACGACCGCUACUACACUGCCAUCAACUUUGUGGCAACUCCAGAUGAGCAAAAUCGAGACCUGGACAUGUUUAUUAAUGCCUCAAAAAACUUUAACCUCAACAUCACAUGGGCAACCAGCUUUGCAGCUGGGACUCAAGCUGGUGAGGAAAUCCCUAUAGUCUCCCGCAGCAACAUAAAGGAAUUCAAAGACAGUUUCUCCAAUGAGAAGUUUGAUUUCCGUAGCAAUGCCAACAUUACCUUCUACGUGUAUGUCAGCAACUUUACCUGGCCAGUCAAAAUCCAGAUCGCUUUCUCUCAACACAGUAACUUCAUGGAUUUGGUUCAGUUCUUUGUCACGUUCUUCAGCUGUUUCCUGUCCUUGCUUCUGGUGGCAGCAGUCGUAUGGAAGAUAAAACAGAGCUGCUGGGCGUCACGGCGCAGAGAGGUCAGUGCUGUAGCAUUUCCCUUGUUACCUAUCGCUUUCUCUCAACACAGUAACUUCAUGGAUUUGGUUCAGUUCUUUGUCACGUUCUUCAGCUGUUUCCUGUCCUUGCUUCUGGUGGCAGCAGUCGUAUGGAAGAUAAAACAGAGCUGCUGGGCGUCACGGCGCAGAGAGCAACUCCUGCGAGAAAUGCAGCAGAUGGCCAGCCGACCAUUCGCCACCAUCAACGUCGCCUUGGAGACGGAUGAGGAGCCGCCAGACCUGAUUGGUGGAAAUGUGAAGUCUGUGCCUAAGCCCAUAGCUUUGGAGCCCUGUUUUGGGAAUAAGGCAGCAGUGCUCUCCAUCUUUGUUAGAUUACCCAGAGGCCCCGGAGGUAUUCCUCCUCCAGGACAGUCAGGUCUGGCAGUAGCGAGUGCAUUAGUGGACGUCUCUCAGCAGAUGUGUCUGGGAUAUAAGGAGAAGUCGGGAGGGUUGCGUAGCCGCAAGCAGCAGCCAUUAGCACAGCCCGCCACCUGCAUCUGACAUUUACCCCUCAACCUCUGACCUCGGACCCCUGCCAGGACGCUUAUGGCUGGGUUGCGUGGUUUAGCCAAGCCAAGCGGACUCUGAUUGGAGAAACUGAAUUUCUCCUGGCCCAAGCUGAGAGAACACUACAGGAAAUGAACUCUUAUGUGACCCUGACUGAUAGGACUUAUCCUGGGCCACUUUAUGAUAUUUAACUUAUUUCAGUUAUUUUAUUCCAUUUUUACAAUCAGGAGGAAGAAUCCUUGCACUGCUGCAUCUCUGAUGAAGGCAACACACACAGACAAAAUUUUCUUCUGGAGACUUCUUUGGCUGCAUGGCUAUAACACAAACACAAACACACACCUGCAUAUAGUACAGAAUGUCUUUUAGAGGCAUAUAGUACGUCUAUGUCUGUUUAAUCAUGGCAGUAGUCGUCAAAAAUUGCUUUUAUUUCUUAAUUAUUAAUCACGUCUCUGAUUUGAUGUGCAGGAAUAAGACACAGCUAACUGGUAUGUUUACAAGCGUUUUACUUUAUAGGUCAUUUGUGAUGUCUCUCCCAAGCAUUUCAUGUUUGUCCCAAUAAGAGGAUCUACAUUUUAGCUUUUUCACAUCCUUCCAUUCUCUUUUGAAUUACCUCCUUUCACAUGUUCAUGUAGAGAUCUGAGACGUCAGUGUUUAUGUUUGCCAUAAUGAUAGUGCUGCUUCUGCUUUUAUCAUUUACUUCCUCUCACUUCUCUUUUAUCUGAAAUCUCAACCCAUUUCUCAGGCACAUUUCAAGGAAGGCAGAAAUAAAAGGCGACUGCAGGCAGGCAGCAGGGUGGAAUUAGAGCGAACAAGGACCUUGUUUGGGUUUCUCGAAAUGUCAGAUGUCAUUUUGGGCUGGCGAAGUAUUAUCUGCAUACACAAAUGCACAAACCUGGACCUGCGUCGGAUACCGGGGAUAUUCUCCAGGAUAUGGAGUGGAUUGCCUAGUGCAAAGGAAAGGUCAGAGAUAGAGUGAGCAAAUGUGACAUUAUGAAAUCUAAACCGGUGAAAGUGCGUGUAGCGGCGCAGUCAUUACAUCUUUCAUUAUCCUGGUGCGCGGCUGUAUCGAGACGGCACAGAUGACCUGCUUGCCAGUUCUUGGUGUGUUUAGAGUGCCAUGAAUAAAGGGACACAAGUUGCUAGACCAGAACCAAGCAUCUAGUAUUGAGAGCCCAAACAGGAUGUUACUAAUCUGUCCGUGAUCUCAAUGGAAAAUUCAUGUCCUGAGACACCCAUCAGGUGCGAAUGUAAGCCAGAAUGUCGUAGAGAGACCAUUUAUGUUUUUUUUCUCGCGAUCUGUUAGGGUCCAAAAGGGAAAGCGCACUCACACGCACACACAAAGUGGUCUAAUGAAAGGAGCUGGUCUCUCUUCCUUCAGAUGGAAGCUAAUUCUCACAUUGCUUUUCUCUGUAAGCCUCAAACAGUACUCCUCACACACCGACCGCACCUGAUACUGUAGAUACGGAAUCUGUAGUUUGUUAAUAUGUAUAAUGUAGCAGCAAGUGCACUCAAGUUUUUGUACAUAGUGAUGGACAGUAAUGUGAAUGCCGUCUAUGUUAAGCGACUUACUGCACUUGGCAGGUGGAGUGUCCCAGGCUUUUGAAAUGUGACUGCAUUGCAGCUUCUUUUGUAUGUAAGAUGGCGAAUGUCAUGAACAAACUUUAAACUAGCUGCCUACUUUAGAAAAAAAAUAAGACCUGGAAAUUUAAACUGACCUUGUAAUUAUAUGCGUACAUAAAGAAUGACAUAGAACAUUUUGUCUAUAAUUAAACGGUAAAAUGAAGAUGAGUGCCUGUAAAUCUGUUGUUCUGAUGUUGAGUGAAAUUGCAGUGUUCUUGGUUAGCUUAUCACCCAUCAUUUAUUUAAUGAGAUAACGAGCUGCCUAUGGCGUUUUUUUAACUAUUGAGUAAUUUAUGUAGCUCAAGGGGAAACGGCACGGUACAGUACGGCAUCUAAUGUACAUUGUUUUAUCUUCAUUGCAUAGUGUGCUGUUGGAAGCAUUUAAGCUUGUCUCUCACAACAGGACAGAUGAAAUGCAUUUGUUAUCUCCUUAUUAUCAGCAGGUGGAUGUGGAUAAACAAUAUCGUGACAACUUCUUCAGCUCGGCAUGAGCGUUUAUCCAGUGCCUCUUCAGAGAUUUUCCAAAUGGGAUUAUGAGGGAGCUUUCAAAGUCUCCCCGCUCAGAUAUAUUACAGAUACUUUACGGCUUCAUAAUUGAAUGGAAAUUCUCACCAUUAGCUGUGUAUUUGCAUUUUAUCAAGCACAUUGGCAGGAAUCCAGAAACAGAGAGGGUGGAUAUUCUUUUCACAAAUGCCCUCCGUAAAAUGGUUAUUGGGGCCUGUGGAGUCUCAGAGGUCUUGACCUUCUCGACUGUAUGCAGCGAUUAAAAUCAUGCGUCAUAAUUUGGACAAUUU